Molecule: messenger RNA, 426 nt
Organism: Rhagoletis zephyria (snowberry fruit fly)
Lineage: Eukaryota; Metazoa; Arthropoda; Insecta; Diptera; Tephritidae
Source: RefSeq, a predicted model, not a curated record
AUGUCGACCAACGUUGACAUCGAGGUGCAGUUCGAAUUCAGCCACAAUGCUUACCCGAAGUUGAAGCACACCGCCGAUGGUCACACUCACGACUGGACGUUACGGCUUAACAGUUUUGAAAACAAGUACGACCUUAAGCAUUUUGUGGAAAAAGUCGUCUUUAAUUUGCACAAUAGUUUUGCCAAACCAAAGCGAGUCAUCAAAGAGCCGCCAUACGAAAUAACCGAGACUGGCUAUGCAAGCUUCGAUGUGAUUAUCGAAGUGUUCUUUCGCAAUAAAGCAGAGCCCAGAAGUAUACGAUUUCUCUAUGACCUCUAUAUUGAAAUGGACAAGCCAGUGUACAAGCUGCGCCGGGAAAGGCUCACCUUCAAGAAUCCGAGCAAGGAUUUUAUGAAGAAGCUGAUCAUGGGAGGCGGCACCAUAAUG